This is a messenger RNA of Styela clava, 1276 nucleotides long. RefSeq lists its product as uncharacterized. Lineage: Eukaryota; Metazoa; Chordata; Ascidiacea; Stolidobranchia; Styelidae. The record is from RefSeq and is a predicted model, not a curated record.
AAGUAAGAGGAUUAAUGAUGAGGCGGCUGACCCUGUUAAUAAUUUGCGGCUGCUUUAUUCCUCUAGGUAAAUGCGAAAAUAUUGUUGGAACAGAUGACGAGUUGCCAUGCGUCGGGGAUGAUUGUGUGACUGAUUAUGUCCCAAGCUUUGAAGAAAUUGACUUUGGCGAUCUUGAAGUCGAUUUUCAAGAUACUGGAGACGUACUUUUCCCGGACCUGAAUGAUUUCUCAGAUGAUCUCGGAGACCUUUCAAACACCGAUCUUAAUGAUUUGCCUGCUGUUCUAGGCGACCUUGAUGACAUUGAAACAGCUGAGCAUGCCGGCGAAAUGGGCACUAAUAUUGACAAUUUUUUUGAUCAACUGAACGCAAGAAUGUGUGAACUUGAUUCUAAGUUGGAAGAAAUCAAGAAUUCGUUUUCAUCAUCGUUGGAAACUCUUCGAUCAGUUACACAUGAUGGUAAAUGUGACGUUGAAUACUCUGGAAAAUGUUUCCACGUUGUCUGGAAAGAAUCCAAGGAUAUCACACAAGCUAAUGCGAGAACAAUUUGUGGAAACAUUGGUUGGGAUCUGGCAAACAUAUAUACCGAAGAGCAUUACAUCAAGAUUGCAGAAUAUUUACGGCUUCAAAUGUUUUUGAACCAGAUGAAUGGCGAUGUAUGGCUGGGAAUGAAGUUUGAUCCAAAGACAAAUGAAGUCCGAUCUGAAUCCAAUGCGCCAAUAGAUUUUUCUGAAGUAACCUGGCAUCCAUCCUUCCCAUCAUCUGAAUCGAAUGAAGAAAGCAUGGCUCUACGUAUUGCAAGAAAUAAUGAAGAGGAUCAAGGCAUAAUCAACGUUCAGGCUGGGUCACACCUGAGCGGUGCUUUAUGCGAACUAUAGGUUGACACGGUUUUGCAAAGCCCAGAUAAUUAACUUCCAAUCAAAAAACUAAAUUCUAACAUACAGUAGUGUAAAAAUGAAUUCGUAUAUGAUCGGAAUGAAUAAAUUUAUUCGUGAUUUUUGUGCCAUCGAACCAAUUUAUAUAACAUGACCCAAAGAAAUAUCAGGUUUAAUUUCUAAUGAAUUAAACUGAAACCAAUUUUUGUAAUCUCACUGUCAGUUGAAUAUCUGUCCGACAACUGUUUAUCCAUUAUCAACAUCUCUCUUUAUUUUAUUGGUUUAAUAUUCAAUAUGUUUUAUAUCUCGACCAGAAACCUCAAAUGAUAAAAAGCAAAAUUAUAUUUCAUACGAUUUCUUUUAGCAAAUUCCCAAUUUAAAUUAUCAUAUUCGGAAAAUAUAAG